AUGCAUGCUUUCAAUUUUAAUAAUUGAAACGUUAUCCAAUCUUUUGAACUUUAAUAAUUUGUCUUAUCAUUUCCAUUUCUUCAUUCAUAAGGAAUUGAAACUGAUAAGUCAUAACUGAAAAAAUGAUAAACUUCACUAUAAAUUUCAUUAUAUAUUGUGAUCCUUAAGACACUGAUACACAAAUUUGGAAGAAAAAAAAUGUAUGUGACUAGGCCUUUGUCCAUCUACAGAAAAUCUCCGAGUACAUUAGAGAUACCGCCACCAGAUGCACCAUAUUCAGGCUAUCUAGUGAUCACAGAUGAAGAAGCAGAAGAUGAAGACACUUGUUGUUGGAGAAUAUGUCGCCGGAAGAAUGUGAAGAGACUGCCUUUCCCUCAGGAUAAAAUGUUUUCGGUUUUUCAUCCAUCAGAGAAUGAACAAGCUUCGAGUGUUAAGGUUUGGUUUCUUCCUGUUCCUGAUCAUGCUUUGUCUUCCAACAGAUACUAUGUUAUCAGAGCCAAAGGCAGACACAAAGGGAAAGUAUACAAAUGUUCAAGAGAAGGUGACAUAGUGAGUUGUUGCUUCAACAACAUCUUGAAUGACAAAAGUCCAAAGUCAUUCAAUCUAAAAGACUUGUACCAAAUUUUCAAGAUUCAUACUCAUCAAAGUGGUGGAUUUUUCGCAAAGUCAAUUACACCCGACGGAAUUCCACCAAAAUUCCUAAGAAAAAAAGGAUGGAAAGUUAGAAUUUCAGGUUCAUAUAGAUCAUGCAAACUAAAUGAAGCUCUAGGUGUUGAUGUUCCUCUAAGAGAAAAGCUUCCAAGUUUCAACUUUCCCAUCUCAAGAAAAAAGUCACCAAAUUUAGUUGUAGGAAAAUGGUACAUUCCAUUUAUAUUUGUGAAAGAAAAUGGAAGAAAAGUCAAACAACAAAUGAAGAAGUCUAUGUUUUAUAGUAUGACACUAGAGCAAAAAUGGGAAGAGGUUUAUUCAUGUGGAAGAGAUUAUGAUAAUGACAAUGAAAGUGACAACAAUGUUGUGAUUGUGAAUGUUUAUGUUGAAAGAGAAAAGGUAUUGAUAUGUGGAAUGGAAGCAACAAAGAAUGGAAUAGUUGAUAAUAAUGGUUUUAUAUGGUUUAGAGUGUAUAAUCCAUAUGAUAAGAGAAGGGUUAGUGUUGGAUUAAGUUCAGCAAUUAUUGAUAAUAUGAGAUGGGUGGAAGAACAAGGUGGUUGGGUUUAUGGUCAUGGGAGAGAAAGAGAUGUGAGUGUGAAAGAAGAGGUAACAUGUCAAAAUGAAUGGAAUAGGUUUGGUUGUUAUGUUUUGGUGGAAAGUUUUUGUAUUAGGACAUUAGAUGGGAAGUUUGUUUUGAGAUAUGAUUUUAGGCAUACUCAUAAGAUCAAGUGCAAAUGGGAGUAAGAAUUCAUUAAGGCUUGAUUUUUACUCUCUAAAUAUUAAAGAUGUGCUUGGUAACACGAUAAAUUAAUGAUUCCCGCAUUCUUAAGAAACUCAAACGAGGUUUUGGAUAAGCGAGAAAUCAGAUAGUGGACAACACACAUGUAAUAACAAAGAGGUUUCAAGAAAUAUUAUAUGAUGUGUUUUUA
Messenger RNA from Lathyrus oleraceus (garden pea), 1577 nucleotides. RefSeq lists its product as uncharacterized. The transcript has 2 exons. The record is from RefSeq and is a predicted model, not a curated record. Bases 199 to 1392 code for a protein of 397 amino acids. Lineage: Eukaryota; Viridiplantae; Streptophyta; Magnoliopsida; Fabales; Fabaceae.